Saccostrea echinata is the source of this 1035-nucleotide messenger RNA. RefSeq lists its product as uncharacterized. Lineage: Eukaryota; Metazoa; Mollusca; Bivalvia; Ostreida; Ostreidae. The transcript is spliced from 7 exons. The record is from RefSeq and is a predicted model, not a curated record. The coding region runs from base 1 to 1035 and encodes 344 amino acids.
AUGGCAGAGGAAAAGUCCAUGAAUUCACCUCCACUCAUACCAGAGACACAGGAUAGUAUUGAAGGAAAUGAAAGAAGUUUGAUAUGUGAUAUCUUAGAUCAAAUGACCAUGAUAUUGCAGGAAAUUGAUAAUAAUAUAGGUCUGUUUAGAGAAGUGGUGAUGCAUGAGCUUCGUGAGUUUAGAGAAGAGAUGAGGAAUGAGAUUCGUAAUCUAGGAAUGGAGAACAAGAGGAAACUUCCUACUACCCAGACGGAGAAGACCCUGAAACUCCAGAAGAAAAAGGUCAUUUUUCUACAAUCCACAUGGAGAAAAAUGGCCCCAAGGCUACACUUUCUACAAAUAAAUCACGUAACUUGGUUACAUCGGAAAUUGAGAUCAUCUGAAAAUGUCCGGUUUCAAUAUGGCACAGUAGUUUUCCUUACAGCUGAGGUAGAAAUAUUCAUAAAGACACCGAUACUAUAUGGUAAGGAUAGUAUGACUGUAUACUGCGAGCCUCAAGAGGAGUCAAAGAGGUUAAUAGACAGUAUCAAUAUGAUACGCAUAUACGUGGAACACAAUGGAGGACCACUGGGCUCAGUAGCAUCAAAAUUGUCAAGAAUCGUCAAAAACGUGGGGUUAAGAGGUUACGAAAUUCAGUCGGGGCCUGCAAAGACAGCGAGAUACAAUAUAACAGGUAGUAUCAGUAUGGUUGAAAAGGCAUAUCUCGGGGCAUAUGUAAAGAGCGAGGACGUUUUAUGCUCCGACAGUAGACUUUUUCGCUGCGAAAUGAGUUUUACUUUCAAGAAUGGUACGAAUGCAACUGUCUCUAAGGAUAGGGCGACAUGUGUCCAAGGGCCAUGCAAUGAGUGUAAUUUUGGAAUUCAAAAUUUGGAAAUAAGCAAUGCCAUGUCAAAUGAAGAUAAAAUAAUGAAAAAUUACCUGUUACCUACUGGCGGAGUUCUUGCUUUGUUUGGUACUGUAUCAUUGGUAAUAGGCAUUGUUCUGACAAUAAAAUCUAUAUCACGACAAAGUAAGUAUACCAAAGAAACAAAUUAA